This is a messenger RNA of Spodoptera frugiperda (fall armyworm), 1181 nucleotides long. RefSeq lists its product as uncharacterized. The transcript has a single exon. Gene Ontology annotation, cellular component: membrane. Bases 129 to 998 code for a protein of 289 amino acids. Gene Ontology annotation, molecular function: transmembrane signaling receptor activity. NCBI's taxonomy places the organism in Eukaryota, Metazoa, Arthropoda, Insecta, Lepidoptera, Noctuidae. Gene Ontology annotation, biological process: cell surface receptor signaling pathway. The record is from RefSeq and is a predicted model, not a curated record.
AUACGAGUGGUUUUUCCCGCGACUCUAAAUAGGUACACUUAAUAUUUUGCUCAUUCAUAAAACUCAAUUCGUCUGGAUCGCUCAGACGGUGAGGUCGUGUGAUUCGCGUCUUCAUCAUCAUCAUCAAAAUGUCUGACAGUGAUGUUCAUUACAGUCGCAUCCCCAUACCAAACACCACGGCCUUCAAACCUCCACUCGUGUCAGUGGUGGUGGAAUACCUCGUCCUUGCGAUGACUCUAACAGCGUUCAUCUACGGCGUCAUCUCAUGGUGUCUCAUCGAGAAAUUCCGGCACUUCAGAAACUUUGUCUACAUCAACGCUGUCGUUUCCAGUUUGUUGCGGCUCUUGACAGUGUCCAUCAUCAUACCGUGCGUGAUGCAAGUCAUUGUGAUCGACGACAAAGACAUCCUGGACAUCUGCCGCUACAUCUGCACCUACUUCUCCGCCGUGCAGAACUAUUGGAUGCUGGUGAUCUGUUACAUAUUCUACGUGGACAUUGUGAAAGUGUUUCGUGGACAUGUGAAGAGAAAAUACUUGAAGUGUUGUCUGUUUGCGUGGGGCAUACCGUUUGUGACAUUUCUAACUUAUUAUGUGUUUCUAUAUGUCAAUAGGAAGGCCAAGUUUUAUGCGAGCCGUUCCACGUUAGAUUAUUUUGCUGAUUCUGUUGAAGUGUUUAUUAUUGUGUCGCCUUUGAUGAUUAAUUGUGGGUUGUACGCCGCUGUGUUGAUUGCUCUGUGUCAUUGUUUUAAGCCGAAAGCUCCGACAGCUACAGAAAAUUGGCGUCGUUUCUAUAUCGCCACGUUGUUGUUCCUCCUGAGUGAUGUUAUAGUGCUGUCGUCGUUCAUUUGGGAUGUGAUGAGUGUCACUUUCGUUUUGCGAGCAGUUAUGUCAAAAUUGCAGCAGUUUGCGAUAGCUUUAUUUCUGCCGUUAUUAAGGAGUAACAGGGAUUUGUGGCAAAAGUAUUUUGCAAAGAAACUGUCCAAUAAAAACAUACCUUGAGAAUCUUAAGAGUGAACAUUGAAGCCACAUUCGUCUUGAGAGGAUUUUGUCACAAAAUUUUAAAUUAUUCAAAGUGAUCUGAAUGUAACUAUGAGUUGAAUUGAAAGUGUAUGAUAUAAAAAUAAGAGUGAAAUUAAAAAUGUUGCAAAACUGUUUGUUGUGUGACCUUGAUCUUGUGUUUCA